AUGGAAUACAGAAAAGGGGGUCUCCACCCUGUGAACUUCAAGGACAAACUCGGGGACGAGAAACAACUAGAGGUGGUGGCGAAGCUCGGAUGGGGCGCCUUCAGUACCGUCUGGCUGUGUCGGAACACCCGCGAGGAGAAAUGGUGCGCGGUUAAGAUCCUCGCGGCGGAGAAGUCUUCUGAAGACUGUCGCGAGCUACGAAUAAUGAAGCGAUUUCGCGACCGAGCGGAUCCCUCACACGUGCUGCUACCCACAGACAGCUUUUGGAUCCAGGGACCAAAUGGUCGUCAUUUGUGUCUGGUGAUGCCCGUCAUGGGUCCCUCGCUCGCGGACUUCAUGUCCCAGGGCGAGAUCGAACUGCCGAUCAUCAAGGAGCUUCUCUUCCAAUUGGGCCACAGUCUAAAGUACCUUCAGCAGCAAGGCAUCGUGCAUGGAAGCUUCAGACGCGUUAAUAUGCUUCUCGGACUGGAAGACAUCAGUCACCUAUCUCAGGAGGCGAUGAUCAUGAAGCUGGGAAAGCCACUGCGGGAGCGUGUCCGAACCGCUGAGGGGAAACCGCACUAUUUCCGCGCGCCAGAGUAUCUGAUCGAACAGGCUGAUAUGUCGUGUGUCGGCGUCAAGCCAGAGAUCGUUAUUGCCGACUUUGGCAUGGCGUUUCACCAUGACUACAGAUACACAGACGGGGUGAACACUACCCCCGAGGCUUACUUUGGCAAUCAGUUGAGUUUUAGUAGUGACGUUUGGGGGUUCGCCAUGUCGAUCGCCAAAACACGACUGCACUCGCUGUUAUUUUCUAAGCCGCCGAAUUAUGUUAAGAGUUUAGAGAUGCUGCUGGGUCCCCUAGAUCCGAUAUAUCGUGAGGCUUAUUUCAGACAACAGGAAGAAGAGACCGAGGAGCCUACAAAGGAGGAGGUGAGACGGAGAGGGCCUGAUGAGCCUGAUAUUUGGGUUAGUCGGAAAGUGCCGGAAAAGGAGGCCACUAUCCUUGCCGAUCUGUUCUACAAAGUCUUCAAGUACAAUCCUAAGGAGAGAAUUGACAUCGAUGCGGUCUUGCAGCACAGGUGGUUCAACGGA
Molecule: messenger RNA, 1074 nt
Organism: Pseudomassariella vexata
Lineage: Eukaryota; Fungi; Ascomycota; Sordariomycetes; Amphisphaeriales; Pseudomassariaceae
Product: kinase-like domain-containing protein
Exons: 3
Biological process (GO): protein phosphorylation
Molecular function (GO): protein kinase activity; ATP binding
Source: RefSeq, a predicted model, not a curated record